AUGUAGUUUCUCACUCCAUGCUCAAUGCGAAGGGGGGUAGCAUGUGCUUAAAGUUUGUACUAUUUAUCCGCGAGUCGUCUGUAUAAGUUAACCAUAGAUUCAAAUGCAUUUUUCAUUGGUUUACUUAUACAUACAGCUAUUGCUAGCUACAAUUCUUGAAAAUUACAUUAAUGUAUUUUCACACAACACUGCAACUAUAUAUUACCCCUUACAUGUAAACAAAAUAUUAACUCGUCACUUUGAUCUAUUCCAUUGAACCGGAACCGUCCUCUGUUUUUUUUUUUUUUUUUAAAUAUUCUCUUCCACCCAGAUCACGUGAACAGGGCCAUGGCGUCGUUUGGGAGGUUAGCGGGCGGGGGUGGAAGUUCACGGAGUGUGACGCUGACAUGACUGGCAGGGGAGCUAGCGUAGGUGCUAUUACUAAGGCUAAACUGGAGCAUUUUAACUUUUAAUAAAUCGUGUACAUUGUGAGCAUUUGGGAUUUGUAAAAACCAUGACAGCCAACGAAGAUCAAGAGAUGGAGUUGGAAGCUCUUCAGUCCAUCUAUGAAGGAGACGACUGCUUUAAAGAGCUCAGCCCGGUCUCUUUUCAAUACAGGAUAGGAGACCUAGAAGAUGCAAAAGCAUUCCUACUGGAUAUUUCCUGGCCUGAAACAUAUCCAGAAACAGCCCCCAAAAUCUCCCUGGAUGCCUUUUUUAAUAACAGAAUUUGCCCAGAGGUAAAGAAGACCAUUAUUACCAAAUUAGAAGAGCAAGUUGAAGCAAAUCUAGGGACUGCCAUGAUGUAUACAUUGUUUGAAUGGGCAAAAGAAAACCAGCAACAGCUUAUGGAAACCCAUCAGCCUGUAAACAAUGCACUGACGUUGACAUCCAGCAGUGAGAAUGUCAUUAAUCCUAAUUUCAGCUCUUCAAAGAAAAAGGAAAAAAAAGAGCAGUUAACCAAAUCACAAAAGAGGAAGUUAACAGGAAAAACAGAUAACAAGGGUGAGCUGCCCCGUGGCUGGAACUGGGUAGAUGUAAUCAAGCAUGUAAGUUGUUUUUAAAAUUAUUAUUUUUAUUUGUGCUGCUAAUUUUGUAUCAACUUUAUUUGUAUUAUUAUUCAGCAGGAUAUUAAAUUCUAGUGUCAUACAAUAGAAAGACAAAAGACCAGUGUGCACCUGUCAUGUGAAACUGCGAUUCAUUAUUUUCCACUGAUAUCCAGUAAGUGCAGAGAUGGCAGACAGACUGGAAAUAGUUUCCUAUAGCUGUGCCAUUUUCGUGCAUUAAUCUCCCACUUUGCAUGUUGGGUAGCUUUGCGUCAGACCUGUUGUGCAGUUCACUGGGUAGAGUAUGAAGAACAGCGUUAUCAGAAACAUAGGCUUUGUUCACUUACGAAAUGAUAAAGCGUGACUUUCAAUCUAUACCAUGUGUUAAGAAAGGAAAACGCAAUGUUAAUGUUAAGGCUAUUGGUUCUCAGGUUGUUUUUUUUUCUACCUUUUAAUUUGGGAGUAUUCAGGUAUUUCAAAUGCAUUGUUGUAAAUGAAAAAUGUUUGCUGCUUCCUGGUAAGUAUAAUUUGAUGUGUUGCUGUUCAAACCCACUCCAGCAAUCACACAGUGUGACCUAGUGCAGGUUCCAGAAUGCUGCAGUUUAGUGUUGUAUUCAAAAUAUCUGCAUAUGCUGAAUUAACAUCGCAAUAUAAGGGGUUAGUCUUAAGAAAGUUGGUUAACAGUCUUUUAAUGUUAUACAACUAGAAACAGUUUUCAGCCAUUAAAUUACUUUCAUAAAUACUGUAUAUUCUAAUGUGUCAAUUGGUGUUAAAAUGGCUGUUUUGUAUUCAGUUUCCUGAAUAUCCAACUUUUUUUUUUAAUUCAUCUAAAGUUUUUUGGUGAAAGAAAAAAUAAAUGUUAAUGUUACAGAUGUAGUAACAAAAUUUACCUUACAAAUGGUUUGUUACUUGUUUUGUAAGAUUUACAGUUAUACGUUAUGCAUUUGCAAAUUGCAUUUUUGGCAUAAAGUCAUAUUAUAUGACAUAGUAAUUGUAAUAAAGUUAACAUUGAAUUUUAAAGCAGCAAACAUCUUAUAAUGUUGUUUUCUUUUCCUUUGCAAAGCUAAGCAAAACAGGAGGUAAAGAUGAUGAUUAACACCGGACUGUGAAGUGGAUUUCUUAUUGUUUUAAAAUAAAGUGCAAUGACCAGACAGGACCUCAGAUCUGUUCUAUACAGUGCUGCUUGACUUUAGCCUGAAUCUUCCCAGUCUUGAGUAUUUAUAAGAAGAGAAAAAUUAUAACAAAGCAAGUUUUCUAAUGAAAUGCUCCACUUUUACAAAUUAAUUUUGCUUAUUGCCAAAUUGAAAUAUAUUUUACAUAAAAGCCCCCUUUUUGUAGGUUUGUUUCUAUUCGGAUUUCCAUAUCCUGUCAUGUAUGUCCAUGUUACCAAAACAUAACCUUGAUAAACUAUGUUACUGUCAACGCAAACAUGUAACCAACUACAAAUUAUCAGUUAUUUAUCUAAAUUCUGCCAAUUGUUAUUCAGUAAACUUCAGCAGAACUUGUUACCUGUGUUGUUAACUUUGUAACUAAAAGAAAUUGUGUACAGAUCAUGAUGUUGGUUCAGCAAACCUUCCAAUAGGUCAGAAUUAGUGGGCAGCAUCAUACCCAUUGCUUCUAACUAUAGAUAUGUGCGUGGUAUACCACCUUUUUUUAUUUCACUUAACAGAAUAACAUUAUUGAAGAAAUGGGGACACAAGUACAACUGCAUAUUCCUUGCAUCUUUCAGUUCCUGUUGUAGCACAUACACUAUGGAUCUAUCGUGAAUUAAAAAAUAAUCUGCUACAAUAACCUGAAUUAAGAAAAUGAGCUUGCAUUUCUGUACAAUUUCUUUAAGAGUGAAAUUUUAUAGUAAUCAGAAUAUGUUACAUCAAUACAGAUGCUUUUUAGUAUAACUUUAAAAGCAAGAGAGUGUGCCAAUACAGUUAAAUCAAAACCUGGAUUAGACUAUUAUUGUUUUUUUUAUACUGGCAUAUUAUGUUGAUUUUCAAAACACACUUCCCCUUAUUUAUUUUGUAGAACAUCUUUUUAUGUUACUUAACUGAAAUGCUAAAUAAUAAUAAAAAAAACAUGGUGUUCCUUCUAA
Messenger RNA from Acipenser ruthenus (sterlet), 3110 nucleotides. RefSeq names its product RWD domain-containing protein 4-like. NCBI's taxonomy places the organism in Eukaryota, Metazoa, Chordata, Actinopteri, Acipenseriformes, Acipenseridae. The coding region runs from base 494 to 1042 and encodes 182 amino acids. The transcript has 7 exons. The record is from RefSeq and is a predicted model, not a curated record. Gene Ontology annotation, molecular function: protein binding.